Molecule: messenger RNA, 2566 nt
Organism: Musca domestica (house fly)
Lineage: Eukaryota; Metazoa; Arthropoda; Insecta; Diptera; Muscidae
Gene: PGS1
Product: CDP-diacylglycerol--glycerol-3-phosphate 3-phosphatidyltransferase, mitochondrial
Exons: 2
Coding region: 479-1975 (498 amino acids)
Biological process (GO): cardiolipin biosynthetic process
Cellular component (GO): mitochondrion
Molecular function (GO): CDP-diacylglycerol-glycerol-3-phosphate 3-phosphatidyltransferase activity
Source: RefSeq, a predicted model, not a curated record
UGUACAUUUUAUACCUUUCCAUUCAUUUUGAAAUGUGAUGCCAUAUCGCCAUAUGAAUUCCUUGAAAGAGAAGCAACAGAAACGGACGUUUUCUCAUUCAUUUCGUGUGUGCACAGUCUUUUAUUUGUCGUUUUGUGUUGUGUCAUCUCAUAUUUAAGAAGUGGAGUAGUUUGAAGCGCGUGAAUUUUCCAUUGCGAAAAUCUGAAAGAAAAUUCCGAUUUUUGUAAAUAAAAACAUAGAAAAUAUAUACCUCAACAGAAGCAUAAAAGAGACGAAGAAGAAAACGAAAGCAUAACGCUAAAAAUAGCUAAUUUAUGCAAAGCAAUUGAAGUGACAACAAACACGGAAAAGUGAAAGUAUUUGUUAAAGAAAUUGUCCGAAAUUGUUGUCGACUUCUGUGUGUGAAAGGUCAGUGGGCUAUUAGAAACUAACAGACAGAGGCUUAUCAGACAAUCGGCAAACUACAGAUAGCACAAACAUGCUGUUUUUAAGGCGUCUUUUCUCAAUGGCUGCGGAACCACUUAAUCAGCCCACCGACUUAAUUGGAUAUUUCCAACAACAAACCCCACAAAUUCUUAGUGCAGCUGGAGGUGGUGUUGCAGCAGCCACAGGUUUGGAAAGUUUGUCGUGGUUACACAAUGUGGCUCCCUGUUUUCCCCUAAGGGGCGAACAAAUUCAAGUGAUAAAUGAACCAAAACAUUUCUACGAAACGUUGUUGCAGCGAAGUGCCAGUGCUCGUGAAAGAAUUGUCUUGGCUAGCUUAUAUUUGGGCACUGGCCAGUUGGAAACAAAUUUCGUACAGACUCUGAGAAAGACGUUACAACAACAAUCAUCGCUGAGAGUUAAUGUUCUGCUGGAUUUUACUCGCGGCACAAGGGGUGAAAUGAAUUCAAAAACAAUGUUGUUACCCCUCAUACAAGAUUUUAGUGAACAAUUCCAGUUGAGUCUGUAUCAUACACCGAAUCUGAGAGGCCUAACAAAACGUCUGGUGCCGGCACGUUGGAAUGAACUGUUGGGUUUGCAACACAUGAAGGUGUAUUUGUUCGAUGAUGCUGUCCUGAUAUCCGGCGCAAAUCUCUCGAAUGACUAUUUCACGAAUCGCCAAGAUCGUUAUAUUCUUAUUGAAGAUAAACCCUUAGCUGAUUUCUAUGCCGGUUUUAUAUCACGUGUUCAGGAGUUCAGUUUGACGGUACAAAAAGAUGCCGAAGUUGGUCUCCAUCGUAAUUGGCAAUAUUUACCAUAUGAGGGAACCAAAGAAGAUUUCAUAAAUACCGCCAAGAAAAGUAUAACCGAUUUUAUGCAAGAUGUCUAUAAGGAACAACAAAGGGUGUGCAAUGAAUCGAAGGAUGCUGAUUCGUGGAUAUUCCCCUUGGUCGAGAUGGGACAAAUUGGCAUUCAUCAUGAUAGUGUUGUCACAAAGCGUUUGCUGUCGAAUUGCAUAGAAAAUUCUCGUUUGAAAUUGGCCACCGGGUAUUUUAAUCUAACACAGGAAUAUAUGGAUACGUUGACGCACAAAUGUUUGGCACAAUGUAGCAUUCUGAUGGCACAUCCUAAUGCUAAUGGCUUCCAGGGCGCAAAAGGACCUGCCGGCGGAAUACCGGCUGCUUACACACUCAUAGCUAAGAGCUUCUACGAAAGUUUAGUGCGGCGCAAACAAAACCACCGCGUAAACUUUUUCGAAUAUGAAAAACAAGGCUGGACCUAUCAUGCCAAAGGUCUUUGGUAUUAUCUACCUCAAUCGAAAUUGCCAAAUCUUACACUUAUUGGUUCGUCAAACUUUGGUGAACGCUCUGUUAAUCGGGAUUUGGAAACACAAGUCUGUUUGGUUACCGCCAAUGAGGGCCUGAGUCAGAGUCUACAACACGAAAACGAACGUCUCUUCAAUCAAUCCACCACCGCUGAGAACCAAAUAACUACAAGACCUGUACCUCGAUGGGUACAGGCUGUGGUUGGAUUAUUUAGAACAUUUUUCUAGAACAAACAAAAAAAACUAUAAACUAAUUCUAGACGCAUAACAGAAAAAACAAAACAAAACUGGUUAAUUGUUAAGUUAGUUAAUUCUUUCAAAUCCUAAUGUUGUUUUUGUAAACAUAGUUAGAAUUAUACCGAAAAAAAAAGAAAAGUAAAAACAAAUUCGAAUUAACCCAUAUUGAGUUAUUGAUACAAUCAAACGUUCGAAAACAUGGCAGAAUAUUAUGAAUUUUAUUUUUAAAGAAAUGUAUCAUGUGUAUCAGUUAUUUGUAAAAUGUUUAUUAAUUCAUGUGCCUAUAUUCGUGUCAUGUUUCACACACACCCAUAAAACAUUAAUUGACUGCAGCUCAAAGGCCAUAUUUGUCAAGACGAAAUAUUCCCAAACUUUUGUGUUUUUCCCCAUUUACUUUAAAACAAAAUAUUAAUGCCAAAAAUAUGUUCUUCUGUGUUCUUAUAUAGUUAUGCUAAAAUGAUAACUUAAUUUUGUUUAGAAAUGUAUGGAUGUGUUUGUGUAUGAAAUAUACAUUUUGGGUAUGUUUAUGUUUAAUUGAAAAUUAAAAGAUAUAUAUUUACAUUUGGUCAAGAAGAAAACAAA